This is a messenger RNA of Nematocida minor, 1347 nucleotides long. RefSeq names its product centromeric protein E. The record is from RefSeq and is a predicted model, not a curated record. The transcript has a single exon. Lineage: Eukaryota; Fungi; Microsporidia. Gene Ontology annotation, molecular function: microtubule motor activity; ATP binding; microtubule binding. Gene Ontology annotation, biological process: microtubule-based movement. The coding region runs from base 1 to 1347 and encodes 448 amino acids.
AUGGACAGAAAUCACAGAGUUGUUGUGGGGCUCAGAAUAAAGCCUCCUGCCAUUGCAGAUGCUCCGUGCCCGCACGCAGACAAAGUUUUCUGGAAGCACACAAACAAAGAAAUAUACGACGAGUUUAUACACCCCCACACAGCGAGCACAGAAUUUUCCACAGUGUUCACAUACGGAAGAACAGGCAGCGGGAAGACAUACACGAUGUUUGGCGGUGAAAAGAUGCCAGGGGUUGCAGAGCUGAUGCUCACAGACAUUUUGAAGUCGCACAAUGUUCUAACGGUCAGGUGCACUGAAAUCUACAACGAGGUGGCCACAGAUCUGUUCACAGGAGUUCAGAUCAGAAUAGUGCAGGAAAACAAUGCCAUUCGGAUUAUAAGCGAAACACAGGUUACAAUAAAGUCUGUGGAGGAGAUUAAGAAUCUGCUGCGGACUAUCGAUAAGAAGAGAAAAACAUCUGAGACAGAGCACAAUCUGAACAGCAGCAGAAGCCACACGGUAAUUGAGAUAAAUGCUGUGGAUCUGUCGGUUAAUCUUGUAGAUCUUGCAGGAAAUGAAAAGAUGGCAGAAGAUUUGGCGAGAAGAAAAGAGGGCCUUAUGAUCAAUAAGAGUCUUUUGACACUCGGAAAAGUAAUAGACCAGCUGCACACAGACACACAGCAUGUCUCCUACCGAGAGUCCAAGCUGACGAGAAUAUUGCAGAACACGCUCAGCUACGGAACAAUAGUCUGCAUAUGCACUGUUAUAGAUCUCUCCGAUCACUUGACAAUUAAAUUUGCAGAAAGACUCAAGAGAAUAAAAACAAUGGAAAGAGCGAUUGUAAAGUCAAAAGACGAGAUAAUAAACGAUCUAACCCAAAAGAUAGCAUACCUGACAGAACAACUGCAGAGCAUGCACAAAGGCGCAGAAACACCGCUGGAGAUUGAAGCAAGAAAAAAUAUCUGUAAUGAAGAGGUGUCUGAGGUCUUUGACGGUGCACAGGGCCCAGAAAGUAGCUUGGAAAAAAAAGAGAAAGAGAUGGAGGAAAAAGAGAGUGGGCAACUAGUUGUGCUAGAGAAUAAAAAAUGCGAGCCAUCCACUGCGCAUGCUGUCAUUGAAAAUAUGGCGGAAUCAGAAAAUGGCGGACUAUCUGCCAAUCUCUACGAAAUGAUAUACAAAUAUCUAAAAGUGGAAGCAGAGCAAGAAAUGUCAAACACUCUCACGCAGCAGGAGAUGGACCAAGUUCACGUGACUAUUAUGAAACGAAAGAAAGGCCUUCUGCACGGGACUCCCUUCCACAGCAUAUUCAAACUAUCUCGGACCGAAAUGCGGUCUAGCAAGAGCGACCGGCAGACUGAAGAUAAGUAA